AUGCGCACCAAGGCAAACUCCUCUGAAGCCCCUUCUUUCCUACAAAAAACCUACGACAUGCUUAGCAAUGAGGAAAAUUUUGAUAUUGUUUCCUGGACACAAGAUGGAACAGCAUUUGUUAUUAAAGACAAAAAAGAGUUUUGCUUGUCAAUUCUCCCCAAAUACUUUAAACAUAGCAAUUUAGCGAGCUUUGUCCGCCAACUUAACAUGUAUGAUUUCCAUAAGGUUCGCCGCUCUGGUUCUGAAGAUAUUUUUAAGCACCCUUUAUUCGUCAGGCACAAUCCAGAAUUUUUAAAAGAAAUCAAAAGAAAGACCUCACCUGUAAAUUGGCCUGUAGUACCCUCAAAUACGUUAAGCAAGCCUGAGCUAGCACCGAUUUUGAAGAGAAUGAUGGAUUUGCAUAUAUCAAACCAAGAGUCGGAACAUAUGAUAAAGAAAUUAGAAUGCUAAUCUUAAUAAUAUCACGCUUGUUCAAGUCCAGUGGUCUUAGCUUGGAUUGACAGCUCUUAAUAAAGGUAGGUAACACCGGUAAACGUCAAACUGUCCAUGUUCCCAAGCCCUUAGGAUCUCUCUACCUAUACCAGCUUAAGUGUAGAUCACUUCUUUUGACCCCAAAAAUCCUCAAGUAGGUGUAAACUUCUCCACUGAUUUUGGCUAUAGGACAGUGGCCUACCUCUAACUGCCAUUUUAAAUUGUGAGAGAGAAAUUAGAAGAAAAAGUUGAGGAGCUUACAAGCCAAAAGCAAGCUCUGACCAUGCAGUUUUGGGAAACCCAAGAAAGGAUGAAACAGAUUGAGCAGGCAAUUGUAAUUUUAGCUGGAUUUAUAAGGUCUGAUGGAGGUGAAAUAGCAAGGUAUAUUAAAAAUGAGAUGCCAGGUAGGCUAAAGAGCAUUGAGAAUGAUAUCCCGGCACCUGUAAAAAAGAGAAAACUAGAGCAGCUGAGCGUUGAAGAAUUGCUGGAAAUACCGAAAGACCAAGUGAAGAAUACAGAGACUCCAAAAAAUAUGAUGGAAAAUCAUGUGCCUGACAUAUUUGAAGUAAAUUCAGAUGAAAGCUUGGAGUUUUUGUUGGAAUCUUAA
Molecule: messenger RNA, 1078 nt
Organism: Blepharisma stoltei
Lineage: Eukaryota; Ciliophora; Heterotrichea; Heterotrichida; Blepharismidae
Source: the annotation of a GenBank genome assembly